UAUACAUAUAUACGAGUUUUGGGCAAUAUUAAAGAGUACGGUAGUUUACAGUUAUACUUAACGUUAUAAGAGUGUAGGCUUAAUUAUUAUUUGUUUCUGUAAACUAAAGUGUAGUUAGUGUAAAUAAAAUAUUGUAAUUAAGCAAUAGCUUUUUAAACCUUGACAUUUAAAAUUGAAAACACAGUGGUGUAAAAUGCCACCAAUUCAAAUUAAACAUAUCGUUUCUUUCAGCAGUGAAGAUAAGGUUCACAAAGCUGAAAACCUCAUAAAACCAGAAACUUACAGAAAGUGGAAAUGUGCAUCACCUGGUGAAAACCAAGCUUCUGUUGUGGUUCAGUUUGAGAAAGCUAGUGAAAUUUGUUCUAUUGACAUUGGAAAUGAAGGUUCAGCUUUUGUAGAAAUCUUAGUACAACGGUCAUCUGAUCCUUCCCAAGAAUUUCAGGUUUUACUUGUUGCUUCUUCGUUCAUGACUCCAUUAGAAAGUCGUCAGGGGACAAAUCUUAAUCGUGUUAGAAUGUUUGGACCAGAAAAACUGUCACUGUGUACUUCCAACCAGAAGUGGGACAUAGCAAAAAUUGUUUGCACUCAACCUUUCAACAAGAACACUCAGUUUGGAAUUUCCUUUAUCAAAUUUCACUCACCACCUGAUUUAGCAACAACAUCAGAAGAUGAAGUGUCUGGGGAAUUGCAAAUACAGCCUAAGAAGAUUGGAGCUUUUAUGCUUAAACCAUCAGAAACAAGUGAAAAUGAUCUGUCGGUUGGUAGUUGGUUUGCUAAGAGGAAAGAGAAAAAAGAACCUGACCCAGAAACAGGUCCUGCAGCAAUUAGAGAAGCUUCUUCUCUUGCAGCAGCUGUUCCAUCUCCUUCAGCUUCAAAUUCCAGUUCAUAUAAACCUUCAAAACAAAAAAAUACUGGAAGAGGAGGCAAUGGUGCAAGUCCUUCAGAGUUCAUAAAGCAAAAACUCCUAGCCAGUACAAAGCAGUCUAGUGCAGAAAAAUAUAAUAGAGAAUCAUACACAAAAGAGAAAACUACAAGCAGUCCAAGGCCAAGUGAACAAAAAUGUACUGGUAAAGAAUCUCGCAAGAACAUUGUAAAGAGAAAAAGAAAACAAUCUGCUGAAAAUGAAGAAACACCCUCAAAUAAAGUUCAGAGAGAGGCAAAGGGAUUUCACAAGGUGAAGGAAGGGCCUUUUAACCAGUUGAUGAAGAAGGUUGUUUUUGUAUUAAGUGGCUUUCAAAAUCCAUUUCGAAGUGAGUUGCGAGAUAAAGCCUGUGCCAUGGGUGCUAGGUACAAAGGAGACUGGAAUGACUCUUGUACUCACCUAGUUUGUGCCUUUGUUAAUACUCCAAAAUAUACCCAGGUACUCUCAAAAGGUGGUAGAAUAGUUACCAAACACUGGAUCCUCGACUGUCACAAGAAAUCCAAACUUUUACCUUGGAGAGAUUACAAGUUGGGAAAUUAUUCUAAAGAGAACACAACAGAAGAAGAUUCUGGAAGUGAGGAAGACAAAAACACUAUUGUACAAAAAAAUUUGGUGGAUAAAUACGAUAAAGGAUCUGAUGUGGAGUCUGUAGAUACAGAAGUAGAUACAGAAGAUGAAAUAAAAAGAGUACAAGAAGGGAAAGAUACAGAGUCAAUUUAUGAAGAAGAUACUGAUAUUGAUGAAGAUGGAGGUUUGGAAGAUAUAAAACCAGAUACUUCACACUUACCCUUGCCUCACAUACCAGAUUUCUUCAAAAAUAAAGUUUUUUUUCUUUAUGGAGAAUUUUCUACAGAAGAGCGACGAAUUCUUCUUAGGUAUAUUAAAGGACAUUGUGGGUCAAUUGAAGAAUACAUGAGUGACAAUGUCCAGUACGUGGUAACUCUAGCCCAGUGGGAUAAAAACUUUGAUGAGGCACUUGAAGAAAACAGUAAUUUAGUAUUUGUUCGCCCACGGUGGAUUUACUUAUGUAAUGAGAAAGGAAAGAUGAUGCCUUACCAGCCCUAUGUUGUAGCCCCAAAUCUAGGAUGAAAUCUUAUGCAAACAAACUGAGUUUUGAUGAAUCCAAGCAAGCUGAUUGGAAUGAGGGAAACAAUUAACAACGUAAUCAGCCUUCUGUUUGAAUAAUAACUAGAGCUUUUGUUAAAGAACACGUGUCAAGCUAGAACGAUGUAAUAUAUAGAAAUGUAUUUAUCUUCAAACAACAUAGCGGAUGAUGUACGUGAAAGUAAUUUUAUUUUAUGCGACUUUUAACUUCUUUGCGUAAUUAACUUUUAUGAUAGCAUUAUAUGAUAAAGCACCGAAAAAUUCUAAAUUAUUCAUAGUGGAUUAUUAAACCAUGUCUAACAGAGACAAAUGUUGCCUUUUACAGUAAUUUGAACUGAUUUUCGGUUGUAAUCUUGAUUAUUUAGAUAUGGCAAUAUCUUGUGU
This is a messenger RNA of Limulus polyphemus (Atlantic horseshoe crab), 2410 nucleotides long. Its product is annotated as DNA repair protein XRCC1-like. Gene Ontology annotation, biological process: base-excision repair; double-strand break repair via nonhomologous end joining; single strand break repair. Gene Ontology annotation, cellular component: nucleus. The coding region runs from base 194 to 2011 and encodes 605 amino acids. The record is from RefSeq and is a predicted model, not a curated record. Gene Ontology annotation, molecular function: damaged DNA binding. The transcript is spliced from 15 exons. Lineage: Eukaryota; Metazoa; Arthropoda; Merostomata; Xiphosura; Limulidae.